Cucumis melo (muskmelon) is the source of this 1386-nucleotide messenger RNA. RefSeq lists its product as uncharacterized. Bases 1 to 1386 code for a protein of 461 amino acids. The record is from RefSeq and is a predicted model, not a curated record. The transcript has 3 exons. Lineage: Eukaryota; Viridiplantae; Streptophyta; Magnoliopsida; Cucurbitales; Cucurbitaceae.
AUGCCUGAAGUCGAGGAGUCUGCUGCUUCUGUUUCUCCUACUGUGCAUGCACAUCGAGGUUCUGAGGCCACUGUAUCGGAUAUGGAUUCAGAUGAUCAGGAUAAUGUUCCGUUAAUCCGUUUGUUGAAGAAACCCUCAGAGCCAGUUACAGUCGAGAGGCUCCCUUUUGAUCCCUCGGGUUCCAUUCACUCUCAAGAGAGCUCAUCAACCGAAGGGGUAUUCAAUCUAACUCUAGGAGACCCUCGACGCUCACCAGCUAUACCUUCAGGUCAUUCUCGCUCGUGUGCUUCUUUUAACCAGACUGAGAUACCUCCUGAAGACAUUCCUCCUCCUACUGAUGAUCCCAUUGCACCAUCUUCUGAAGGAAGGCUAGAAUCUCCUAAAGGUCAUAAACCCCUAAAAAGAAAAACUCAACAGGCUAGGAGAAAUGUGACCACAAAAACAGGCAGAAAGAAAAUUCUUGCGAAUGUUCCAUCUGUUCCCAUUGAUGGAAUUUCGUUUCACCAUGAGGAAAGUGUUCAAUGCUGGAAGUUUGUGAUACAGAGGAGAAUUGCCGAUGAGCUAAUUAGAGAAUUUAUCAUCAAUCUGCCAGAUGAGUUUAAUGAUCCGAGUAGUGCUGACUAUCAGACGGUGCACAUUAGAGGGUUCAAAUUUAUGAUUUCACCUGUUGUGAUAAAUGGUUUUCUUGGAAAUACUGUUGAUAUUGACUGCUCUUCAUCAUGUCCUACUACUGAGGUUCUCGCUACUGUCUUAUCUGGAGGGACCUUGUCCACAUGGCUUGUGAAUGGAAUCCCUGCAGCUGCUCUCAGCAUCAAGUAUGCCAUUCUGCACAAGAUUGGCAUUGCCAAUUGGUCCUCAUCCUCACAUGCCUCAAGCAUAUUUGCUGCCUUAGGUACAUUCUUGUAUCAAAUUUGCAAUGAUGAUAAAGUAGAUACGGGUACCUUCAUUUACAAUCAACUGUUGAGGUAUGUUGGGUCGUUUGGGGUCAAGGUUUCCAUUGCUUUUCCGAGGUUGUUCUCCAGUCUGCUACUUCACCUAAAUGGAGCGGUGCUUACUGCAUCUGAUGCUCCUGGACCUGAACCUAAGACAAUUGCACUUAGCUACAGAAUCUUUCAAGGCAGUCAUGUGCCUGAUAUUGACCAUGAUGUGCAUCCAACUCAGGGCCCACAUAUUUUUGACACUACUGGCUGGGAUGAAUUUGCUGAAGGCUUCUAUGUGGAUCAUAAAUUAGCUACCUGCAUUAUUAACUCCUUGACUGCUGAAUCUCGUGCACUGACUAACUCCAUCACUCUGUUGCCUGAACGUCGAUUAGAGGUUGAUGCUCUCAUUCGACAUUUGAAAUCUUCGGCACCAUCUACUAGUCGUCAACAGCCACCAUCUGGUUAA